Antechinus flavipes (yellow-footed antechinus) is the source of this 2068-nucleotide messenger RNA. Its product is annotated as SLAM family member 9-like. NCBI's taxonomy places the organism in Eukaryota, Metazoa, Chordata, Mammalia, Dasyuromorphia, Dasyuridae. Gene Ontology annotation, cellular component: external side of plasma membrane. Gene Ontology annotation, biological process: T cell activation. The transcript has 4 exons. The coding region runs from base 375 to 1088 and encodes 237 amino acids. The record is from RefSeq and is a predicted model, not a curated record.
GUGGACAAAGAUGGAAAGUAGUCCUCUAAAGGGCUCUGCAAUCUUCAUACCAGAGCUACCAAUCUUCCUUCUCUCAAGGCAAGGGUACAGUAAUGGGGGAUAACUAUUUCAAUACCAGACCAAAUAGUUUAUAUGACUGGUCAUUUUUACUAAAACUCAUUUACCCAGAGAGAGUCAGAAAGUUAAAAAAAAAAAAAAGAAUAUUUUACAAAAGCAAAUGUUACAACUUCCCCGUUUCUUUAAUUCAGACUCCUCCCCUUCCCCCUCACCCCAGCAGAGUGUUAUCUUUUGUAAGGGAGCAGGAAGUGCGAGGGAGAUUAGACAUCUUUCCUCUUCAAGUGGGUUGAAAAAGCCAGACUAUAGAAGGAAACAGCAUGAUCUUUAGCUGGUGGAGCCUGUGUCUGCUAAUGCUCAUGAUUUCCUCUCAAGUUUACUCAGCAAGAAAUGUGGUGUGUGUUGUUGGUGAAUCUGUAAAUCUCAGCUUGUCUGAAUUCCAUCCUGAGCCCUACUCAGAAAUCUCUUGGUUUUAUAAUGAAACUCAGAAGAUCUUGCUAUGGGAAAGAGAAGAACAAACUAAAGUAUUUGAAACCAAUCUGAAACCACGAAUCCGUCUUGCUGAUGAUAAUAUCACUUUACACAUCCAACAGCUUCGGAAGGAAGACAGUAGCACCUAUAAGCUCCAAACUUCCUUACUGAGUACAAGACAAGUACUCUCAGAGCACAUCAGACUGGAUGUCUAUGAGCGAUUGACAAAGCCCCAAAUUUCAUUGAGUCCUAGUUCCAAUGAUAAUGGCACCUGUCUUUUCAAUGCGACGUGUUCUGUGGAACAAGUAAGAGAGAAUGUUACAUACAACUGGAUAACUUUGGGACAGAGAACUAAUGCAUCCAAUGAAGGACCCAUCCUCAGUAUCAGAUGGAAACCUGGUGACCAUGACCAGUACACCUGUAUUGCCAGGAACCCUGUCAGCAACAGUUCCUAUACCAUUUUUGCCAGUAAACUCUGUGCAGACAAGACCUCUAGAAUGUCCUUGAAGUUGCUAGUAGUCAUUCUGCCUUCCAUCUUCAGCCUCCUGUUCAUUCUGAAUUAGACCUGAUUAUGACUGCUUUGUUGGACUUCCAGGACUCAAUGAUGGGCAGGAAUGAAGAAGAAUGAAAAGAGAGAGUGGCCUUUCUUCUUAUGUCAUUCUCUUCAUUAGGUGGAUCUGACAACUCCUUUCUUCGCUUCCAAGAUUUGAGGAUAAUAAGAAUUUUUAUAGUGUCUAUUAUGUUCUAAGAAUUGUGGUAAAUAUUUUAUAGAUAUUUGUGAGAUAUCUGUUUAUAGAUGUUGUGAGCACAACAAUCAUGUGACAUAGGGAGCAAGAUGGAGAUACAUACAUACACCCACAUAUACAUACAGAUAGAUAUUUUACAUUUGGAGAAAUAGAAUGAUUUGCUCAAGAUCAUACAGUAGAGAUCUGUAUUAAUUACAUACAGAGUUUUAUGGGUCCAUUUAUGAAAUUUUGAAUUUGCUGCUGCAGGGAACAAAAACCAAAAUAAAUAGUAAGCUUGAGUGCUUAUGACAGAUCUGAAGGACCAUUUAUGAGGAAACAAGUUAUAUUGUUAGAUUUCUCAGGGUGAAAUUUGAUUGAAUUUAACAUGAAGCAAAGAGUACUUUCUUGAUCCCAAAAACUGGAUCUAAUUGAGAGCUUGAGAUGCUGGGCUAAUUGUCAAAAAAUAAAUAUUAAGUCUAGAAAUCAACACUAGAAGAAUUGGAAAAGUAAAACAUAGUUAAAUAGAAGGAAAUGUAAGAAAACAUUAGAAUAUAAGUUCCGUAUUCAGAAGAAAGGCAGCAAUAGUUCUAUUCUUGUAUUAUUUGAUUUCAUGUAUGUUUAUAAUUUACUUCAUUGUUUAUGGUGCUUUUAGCAAGAUGCAAUUUUCUUCCUUAUUUCUUAUAAUUAUAUCUAUUCUUGCUUUUCUUUUGUCUGAGGAGGAUAUCUGAAAUCAGGAUUGCUACCCUGGCUUCAUUUUUUAAUUUUACUAUAUUUUAUGCUUGUUUUAUUACAUAAAUUAAAUACCUUUUUAAAAGGAA